CUGAGUUUAGUUUCAUCAUUUUGGUUGGACUCAUAUAAAUGAAGACUUUCGGCUUGAAAAGUUCAUUUAAAAGCUCUGCGAUUUGGUGUAUCAUAUUUAGCAGUGUUUUACGGAGAGCAACGUCCAGCAUGCCCUGCACAGAACAUUACAUGAUUUGGAAGUCAGGUCACGUGGAGGCGUACCUGCAUCCUUCUCCAUGGACACCAGGGGUCACUGUUGUCACCCACAACCCGCCUAAAACACCAAGCAGCCUUUUCCACCUGUCCGACUCCUCCUUCCUAAGCCUUCUCCUGGGAGCACGGGCGGUCAGCCAUCUCCUCUGCAAACGCCUCAGCGUCCAGCGCUGCGCCCUCGUCCACAGACCCACUUGUGAUGACAGCACGCCUGCAAAUCUGCUGCUUCUCCCCCUUCAUGGUUUGGAGGACGUGUGGAAGGCGCAUCUCGCUCCUGAGGAAGACUUUCAACCCUACGAUCCUGGUUAUAUCACUUCCAAAAGCGGCCCACGCUGGGCUGAUGUCAAUCUGGAAGCUGUUAAGGACAAAAUCCGUGCAAAGCUGCCUUUUCCAGACACCCCUUUUAACUACACAUUCCUUGGAGAAGCGUCACACCCAGGAUUGUUUUCUCGCAUCGUUCGAGGAGAGGAGAAGCAGUGGAGGGUCUGGGAGGACGAAGGCCACGUUGCCUUUCUCACACCGUUCCCUAACACUCCAGGUCUAACUGUGGUGAUCCCACGCAAACCGCUCACAAGCGACAUCCUCCGCCUAGAGGAAGGGGAUUACACUGACCUGGUGCUGGCAACCCGAAAGGUCUCAAGGCUCUUGGAGGAUGCGCUGGGAGCGUGGGGAGUAGGGGUUAUAUUUGAGGGGUUUGAGAUUGACUAUGCUCACACUAAGCUGAUUCCCCUGGUUUCCUCACCAGGCAAUGGGACACAGAGCGCUGUGUGUUCAGUACCAGAGUUUUUUGACGUGUAUCCCGGGUUUGUAAGCUCAGCUAAAGGACCUCCGGCCAGUUUCGAACAAUUACGACAGAUCCAUAACAAAAUUACUAAAACAUUAUAGAACUGAUGUUAAAUUUCAUAUAUAUAUAUAUAUAUGUGUGUGUUUUUAUUUUUAAAAAAUAUUUGUAG
Molecule: messenger RNA, 1126 nt
Organism: Clarias gariepinus (North African catfish)
Lineage: Eukaryota; Metazoa; Chordata; Actinopteri; Siluriformes; Clariidae
Exons: 2
Coding region: 39-1058 (339 amino acids)
Biological process (GO): nucleotide metabolic process
Molecular function (GO): catalytic activity
Source: RefSeq, a predicted model, not a curated record